Pygocentrus nattereri (red-bellied piranha) is the source of this 2660-nucleotide messenger RNA. RefSeq lists its product as uncharacterized. Lineage: Eukaryota; Metazoa; Chordata; Actinopteri; Characiformes; Serrasalmidae. Bases 362 to 1300 code for a protein of 312 amino acids. The transcript has 5 exons. The record is from RefSeq and is a predicted model, not a curated record. Gene Ontology annotation, cellular component: plasma membrane.
ACAGCGGCGGAAGGUGCCCCACACGCACGCACACACACACACACACACACACACGAGGCAGAAGUUGGGCUCCCGCUUCCUGACUGACACACACUGUCUGCUCUGGCACGAGUCUAACCGACGAGACGUCCGACCGAGCAGCUUCUGCUAAGCUAAAAGGAGACCGACACUCCCCCUCCUAACCGUCUGUCUGUCUGUCUGUCUGUCUGUGGACUCGCCCAGGACGGUCUGCCCUCGUCCUCGCUGACACUCACCCCCCUCCGCUCCCACAACCAGACUGACAGGACCUCUGAGCUCUCCACAGCGACGAACUCCAGCGCCUCAGCGGCUCCGGGUCAGCGCGGCUGGGGGCUCGGCACCGAUGGCUUCGUUCAACGCGUCCGUUUCUGAGGAGACCAAGUCCAAAGUGGCGCAGGACGAUGCUAACCGGACACGGAACCAAACAGGUCAAUGUGCUCCCAUGCAGUCUCCGGUUCUGGGUACGCUAAAGCUAGUGGCGGGUAAUGGCACCAGUGUUGGAACCGUGAUGACCUUACAGUGCCCCUACAAGCACCGAGUGGUCGGCGGUGGACGGUUGUCCUGCGUGCAGGACAGUAACACUGCGCUGUGGAGUGGGGGAGUCCCCGAGUGUAGACCAGUCUCACGGUAUGAGGAUGAAGGCUUCCGUCUGGCUUUGCUUGCGUCCAUCAUCAGCUCAGCCAUUAUCAUUUUCAUGAGCAUCAUCUUCAUCACCUCGUGCCUGGUGAAGCGUGUGAGAAAAGAGGAAAGGAGACGAAUGGAAAGAGAGAGAAGGAAGAGAGAAGAUGCAGCAUAUUGGCAGCACAUGGAGCAACAGGAAAUGACAGAAGAUUUUUAUAGCCAAAAAGGGAGAAAUAACAACAACAACAACAGCAAGCAACCGCAAUGUACUCCUCAACCCAUACAUCAGGCUGUAGCUGAUAUCCAGCCACGCACGUUUAGUGAUCAGAAGGCUGCGUGCAGGUAUCAUCAGCAAGACUAUCAUCUGAGCAUCCACUCCAGCCAGCCUCACCUCAAAGCAAUGCCCCCCGCCUCUUAUAUAAACACCCAGACCACAUGUGUCCUACAACCUCUUAAAACACAUAUUCCACCCCCACUACCCUGCAGUGGAUAUGAUCCCACUUUGGAACAGCCACCGUGGAGACAAUCCAUGCCGACCUUGAUGGUCAGCCAGGACAGUGCGGUCUCAAGUGCAGAUGGACAAAGCCUGGAGGACCCAUUCUGGAAAGGUCAACAUCCACUUGAUGCAAAAAGCCCACCGAUCUGGGUUAUAUCUGUUUGAAUAGUUGUUCUACAGCAAUAAAUCAGACUGUUUGCCUGUUAUGGAUGGACCACUAAACUAUUUGGUUGCUAAUACAAAGGCAACCAUGAACUGAGACUGAGAAGGUCACUUAACAGAGCAGUAAGACGAAACCUUGUCUCCGGCCUGGGCUCUUAACUGAGAAUGAGUCCUUCUUACAAUGUUGUUUUUUAUUAUGUGUGCCUUAAAAGCAGCUUCAGAAACAGAUAGGAACACUCCUGUUCUUAGAAUCAUGUGUUCCUCUAUAACUUUAUGCUAACCCUAAUCUGAACACCCGACACUUCUGUUUAUUAAUGAGCUACUGUAAGUUGUAGGAUUAUCAAUUUGUGCAUUGAACUGCAAUAAUGCUGAUGUAGAUGUGAGAUCCAGUGGUUCAUUAUUGUUUCUACAAGCCAGUUAAUGACAAGGUUAAUGUAUAAUUAAUAAUCAUAAUAGGCUAUGUAUCAUCACACUGCGCUGGUGCUUGUUUUGUCCAUUUCAUCUGGAUAAAUAUCUGUAAAUAUAUAUCCAAACAAGGACUUUUCUGGUCAGAAACUGACUGCUGAUAACAGGGCCCAAGCAUGGCUACCACAAACUGAAUGGCAACACUUGGGUUGUAGUUUCUGCCUGUGUAUAAAGGCUGGUGAGAAUGUACAGACAUAUUUGGCUUAUUUUUUCUCUCUUUAUCUACCUCGCUCUCAUUUCCACCUUACGUAUGCUGUUUAUCCCUCCCAUUACCUUGAAAAUUACAAACAUCUUUUGUCCUUUACUGCAGCAAUUUAAACCUCUGGGAAAUAUAUCUUAGUUCUUUCACUACUAUGGGUAAAGUCAGGGCCUCAAAGCAGAGGCAAGUUUUUUGAAGACCAUAAAACAGCAUAUUAUGUUGAUCUCAAUGUAAUCCAAAACAGCCAAAAUAACUAAAAUGCUGAUGUUUCUUAUGAUUUAUACAGUUAAAACAACCUGGGGUCAAACUGACUCCAAAGGACACUGAUGUGUACAAAAUGUGACAGGACAUUGAAAACAUCACCAUCAACAUAAAAUUCAGUUUAUGUUUACCCAGUUGUGCCCAUUAAAGUAGGAAAAGUCAUUAAAUAGAAAGCAAAAAAAUGCUGUCAAUCAUUUAUUUGGAGAUGUUACAUUUUGCCUGAUAAUGGGAGGAUUAAACAUAACAAAUGUUUGUGGGGGAUAUUAGAUGUGAGCUUCACCUACAGUAGCACAUUCAUUAGACUUGUUGAUCUGGGGAUAUAAACUUUGAAAACUUAACAAAAGUUUUAAUAUAUUUUAUUUACGCGUUUUCUUUGGUGGACUUUUAACUGAAUUGACUACUGUGUGAUUUUUCGAGUAAAGGUUUAUUUGAACAUAG